This is a messenger RNA of Cladocopium goreaui, 1050 nucleotides long. NCBI's taxonomy places the organism in Eukaryota, Dinophyceae, Suessiales, Symbiodiniaceae. The record is from the annotation of a GenBank genome assembly.
AUGCGGUUAUUACUCUACGUCAAUAUGCGUCUCCCUAGCAAAGCCCAGUCAACGGAUGCAUUGGAAUGUUUGCAAGAAGAAGCUAAGCGAACUGCAAAGAAUUUGCCAUUCGGGGCAGAGCGGCUGGUUGCCGCCGGUUCUGCGGUUCUUGGAGCACUUGGCAAAGCGAACUUAAAGAAGAGUGACGAUGAGGAGAUAGGAGAGGGUGCAGUGGAAAUUCUUCUCUCUUUGUUUCUCAACAUCACCAAGCCCGAGGAGUUCAUCAAGGCUUUUGUUGCGGCAACAAUGGCUGCAGAGAAGGUUCCAGUCAUGAUUGUUGAUGAAGCCAACAUCGCCUUUCCCAAUGGUAACGGUGGGAAUGGGAAUGGCAGAAGAGAAGCAGCUUACAGAGCGCUCGCAACCUUUGUGGCGCUGACAAAGGAGCAGGGGAAAGCGUCUGUUAUCCUGGUUGCCUCUGACUAUGCUUUCCCAUUGGGACUACAAGCUCUUGGCUUCAACAAGUAUGAUGCUCUCAAUACGAUUGUAGCUCCGGAGGUUGAAGAGAAGCCUAUGCUUUUUUGCUGCAAGAGUGGGGUUUGUCUCAUAGACUUGGCACAGGAGUUCUAUGAGACCUUCGGUGGAAACGUUUUUUUGUGCCACCAGGCGGUCGACAAGCUCCGUCAGCAAUUCGAGUUGGGUCAGGAGAGGCUCUUCGACCCCUUCAACGUCCGAGGCAAUGCCGAGGUAGGAUGGUCGCAAGUAGAGGGUGGCGCUGCAGAAGCGGAGAGGGAGAGCCAGAAGGGUGCUCGCAUCAUCGCCAAGGAGAACUUCGGCGCCAUCAUCGAGAGACAGACCACUACUUUCUUUGACGAAGCCUUGAAGGAAGAUAUGUUCAGCAUCACCAGACCACAAGCUGGAGCAGUGUGGGUGAGGCAACUAAAGGAGGACAGGAGUGACCGGUGCCAGUCAGUUGCUCCACCAAGGAAGCACUAUUGUAUUGGGUUCUACGAUUUAAACAAUCAUGUCUAUGCCAACUCAGCAGCAAACUACAUGGUGAUGGUGUUAAUGUAA